Molecule: messenger RNA, 1875 nt
Organism: Calidris pugnax (ruff)
Lineage: Eukaryota; Metazoa; Chordata; Aves; Charadriiformes; Scolopacidae
Gene: FBXL20
Product: F-box and leucine-rich repeat protein 20
Exons: 15
Coding region: 40-1455 (471 amino acids)
Biological process (GO): SCF-dependent proteasomal ubiquitin-dependent protein catabolic process
Cellular component (GO): SCF ubiquitin ligase complex
Molecular function (GO): protein binding
Source: RefSeq, a predicted model, not a curated record
GGGGACGGUACGGGAGGAACAGAGCCCGGAACGGUAAAGAUGGGGCUGUGUGUCCCCCCCCCGUCACAGGGAGGGGACGGGAAGGCUGUAAAGGGAAAAUACUGGUUAAUGGUAAACCGAAGAGUGUCUGGUUCCGCCGAGAGCAGCGUUGAAUUCCCCAGGAAACCGACCCCGGAGUUGAGAAAGAUGUUCUCAAACAACGAUGAAGCUGUGAUCAACAAAAAACUUCCAAAAGAGCUGCUACUUCGAAUUUUCUCUUUCCUGGAUGUGGUCACUCUGUGUCGAUGUGCUCAAGUUUCCAGGGCAUGGAAUGUUCUGGCCCUGGAUGGCAGUAACUGGCAGCGAAUUGACCUGUUUGAUUUCCAGAGGGAUAUUGAGGGCCGGGUAGUUGAGAAUAUUUCUAAAAGAUGUGGGGGUUUCCUGCGGAAAUUGAGCCUGCGAGGCUGCCUGGGGGUCGGAGACAAUGCAUUAAGGACGUUUGCACAGAACUGCAGAAAUAUUGAAGUAUUGAACCUAAAUGGCUGCACCAAGAUCACAGACGCCACAUGCACCAGCCUCAGUAAGUUCUGCUCGAAACUCAGGCACCUCGACCUGGCUUCCUGCACGUCCAUAACCAACCUCUCUCUGAAAGCCCUCAGCGAGGGAUGCCCGCUGCUGGAACAGCUGAAUAUCUCCUGGUGUGACCAAGUGACCAAGGAUGGGAUCCAGGCGCUGGUGAGGGGCUGCGGGGGACUCAAAGCCCUGUUUCUGAAGGGCUGCACGCAGCUUGAGGAUGAAGCUCUGAAGUACAUUGGUGCACACUGUCCCGAGCUGGUGACUUUAAACCUCCAAACGUGCUUACAAAUAACAGAUGAUGGUCUCAUUACAAUAUGCAGAGGAUGCCACAAGUUACAAUCCUUGUGUGCUUCAGGCUGCUCUAACAUUACAGAUGCCAUCCUGAACGCCCUGGGCCAGAACUGCCCCCGCCUCAGAAUAUUAGAAGUUGCAAGGUGUUCUCAACUAACAGAUGUGGGCUUUACCACUCUAGCUAGGAACUGCCACGAGCUUGAAAAAAUGGACCUGGAAGAGUGUGUCCAGAUAACAGACAGUACGUUAAUCCAGCUUUCCAUACACUGUCCGCGGCUUCAGGUUCUGAGCUUGUCCCACUGCGAGCUGAUCACGGACGACGGGAUCCGUCACCUGGGGAACGGCGCCUGCGCCCACGACCGCCUGGAGGUGAUCGAGCUGGACAACUGCCCCCUCAUCACCGACGCCUCCCUGGAGCACCUGAAAAGCUGCCACAGCCUGGAGAGGAUAGAACUGUACGACUGUCAGCAAAUCACCCGGGCAGGGAUCAAGAGACUCAGGACCCAUUUACCCAAUAUCAAAGUCCACGCUUACUUCGCGCCGGUGACUCCUCCUCCCUCGGUGGGGGGCAGCCGACAACGCUUCUGCAGAUGCUGCAUCAUCCUAUGACACUGGAAGAGCUCGUCCCUGCAAACUGAGUAUUUAAUUACACUUGUAGAAUUUACGGUGGACGCCAGUAUCUUCCAGGAAAGCGAUACCGGUGUCAUUUGCCAGGGCCAACGAGCCAGGGCCACGGCGCCAGGCCCCCCCCAGUAGCCACCCAUACACAUACAUACACCCCCCCUCCCAGCCCGCUCCGGAGAACUCACGGACUGGGCCCAAACUGGAGCUGGAGCCCUUGGGGUUGGCUUUUUUUUCUCCAGGUUGGAUUUGGUACCAUCGGGAAUCCCUUCCCGCUGGGCGCCCUCGGAUCGGGAACCCCGGCGGUGAGGAGGAGGAGGAGGAGGAGGGAGGGUUUUGCCAACCCACGAGGAACUGUUGCUGCUGGUGGGGUUGGAAUUGGUCACCGAAAUCCUUUGGAGAGGGGGA